Molecule: messenger RNA, 1099 nt
Organism: Rattus norvegicus (Norway rat)
Lineage: Eukaryota; Metazoa; Chordata; Mammalia; Rodentia; Muridae
Source: RefSeq, a predicted model, not a curated record
UCGCGUCAGAGGUUCUGAACAGGCUGUUCCCUCCCAGCCUGUUCUUCCACCUCCUCUCCCCGGAGAACUCCUACUUAUCCUUCAUGGCCCGACUCAAGCAUUUUUUUCCCCCUGUAUCCAAAUAGUCCCAGAACUUCUGACCCUCCCUGUACCUAGUGUACGAUUGUUACACAACUCUCUUGACCUCAGGUCCCAGCGCUCAGGCAGAGGGCGAAGGAAACACCCUUUGUAGGAGCAUCCACGGCUUCCAGUCUGGUCCGGUUGCUGGGAUGGAAACUAAGAACAGCCUUCCAUGAAGCCUGGAAUAAAUGAAUCUGCUCUCUCUCUGUAUCUGAUUGAUGAUCUUCAUCAGCACAGACAUGCAUCUAUAUUGCAUGCAGGUGACUGGAUGUCUGGAAUCCCCUCCCACAUCCUCAACAGCUCCCCAUCAGACCGGCAGAUUAACCAGCUGGCCCAGAAGCUAGGCCCAGAGUGGGAGCCCAUGGUGCUGUCUCUGGGACUGUCGCAGACCGACAUCUACCGCUGCAAGGCCAACCAUCCCCACAACGUGCAGUCGCAGGUGGUGGAGGCCUUUGUCCGCUGGCGCCAGCGUUAUGGGAAGCAGGCCACCUUCCUAAGCCUGCACAAGGGCUUCCAAGCAGUGGAGGCUGACCCUUCGCUGCUCCAGCACAUGCUGGAGUGACCAGACCCUUGCCACUUGCCGGUGCCCGGGUUCCCAAGUCACACAGGCUGAACUGGACUUUGCUCAGCAGGUGCCUUUGUUCUGGGUUAGGGUUUUUCUUUUCAAUGAUCCUCAGGUGGAAAGAGAACAUCUGGAUUCUACUCAAGAUCACGAAGUAGAUCCCCCACACUGGCUCAACAAUCUACUGGCUUUAAUUGCUCAAAGAUGGCAUUGUUGUAACUACCGUUUUGAACUUCAUGGUUUCCCUUUGAUGGAAGGCCAGAAAAAAACACACACCAAAAAAAAAAAAAAAUCAUGCUACAACAUCGCAUGCAGGUGUCCUGCACACAAGGCAGCCACACUUACGUUGCCUGGAAACUGGACUGUGGACUUAGCUCUUCUUAAUGAUGAUGAUAAUAAAAAGUGAAUUGUGGUAUA